Messenger RNA from Phragmites australis (common reed), 1491 nucleotides. Its product is annotated as probable WRKY transcription factor 65. Gene Ontology annotation, molecular function: transcription cis-regulatory region binding; DNA-binding transcription factor activity. The record is from RefSeq and is a predicted model, not a curated record. Lineage: Eukaryota; Viridiplantae; Streptophyta; Magnoliopsida; Poales; Poaceae. Gene Ontology annotation, cellular component: nucleus. The transcript has 2 exons. Bases 243 to 1145 code for a protein of 300 amino acids. Gene Ontology annotation, biological process: regulation of DNA-templated transcription.
AGCCAAUCCAGCGUGCGCGCCCACAACCCCACGACCUCCCCGCCUAUCACACCGCAAAACUGAACGCGCUACAGCGUCACUACGACGACAACCUCGUGUUAGUUUAGUUCACUGCCACACCUCGCCACCGUUUCUUUAUAUCCCGUGGAUGCGUUCGUACAUGUUUUGUGGCAGCUUGCUAGCUGGUGGCGUCGAGCCAAGAACUGCUCCUGCCGCCUGAUCCAUUUCCGACCGAUCACACCAUGGACGGCGAGUGGAGCGACGGGGCGGGGGCGUUGCCGACGGUGUCCGGAGGCGAGGGCAAGGUUGGGGCUGGUGGUGGUGCUUCGGGUGAUUGCGCGGGGUCGCUGGUGUCACCAGCGGCGGCGCCGUCUACUUCGCCUGCUGCAAGCGGAAGGCGGCGGUCGGCGCAGAAGCGGUCGGUGACCGUGCCGCUGGCCGACGUGAGCGGCCCGCGGCCCAAGGGCGUCGGUGAGGGCCACACGCACACCGACAAGUGGGCGUGGCGGAAGUACGGCCAGAAGCCCAUCAAGGGCUCCCCUUUCCCGAGGGCGUACUACAGGUGCAGCAGCUCCAAAGGGUGUCCGGCAAGGAAGCAGGUGGAGCGGAGCCGGGCCGACCCGGACAAGGUGAUCGUCACCUACUCCUUCGAGCACAACCACUCUGGCGCGGUGCUGAGAGCGCAGAACCGCCAGGCCCCAAACAAGGUCCAGCCCGCUCAUCCGGAGCCGGCGGAGUCCGUGUCCAUCGGCGCGCACGACGUCGCCGCGACCUGCGCCGGCGCGCUUGCCACCGAGGGCGGCGCGGCGGCCAUCGAGGUACACGACGACUUCCGGUGGCUCUACGACGGCGUGUCCGUCACCUCGUCGACGUCGCCCUCCGACGUCGACGCGGCGGACGAGAUGAUGUACGGCUCGUUGUUCUUCGGCGCCGCGGUCGGCGCGCCCGCGCCCCUCCCCGACGAGUUCGGCGACGACGUCGGCGCGUUAUUUGCCGGUGAAGGGAGCGAGGAGGACGCGAUGUUCGCGGGGCUCGGUGAGCUGCCUGAGUGUGCCGUGGUGUUCCGGCGGCACGGCGGCGACGGGGUGGCGAUGGCAGGCGGGGUGAAGGUCGAGCAGCCGGCGGAGGGCACUGCAAUAUCAUGAUGACCGACGCGGCCAGCUGACAUGUGGGUCCGGUCUCCAAUAAGAGCAGAAAAACUCAUGUAGAGCUCCUCUUGAUCUAUCUACUUUUGGUGUCUUGCUCUCUUCCCCUUUGUGACUACUAGUUUUAAUUUCUUCUUCUUUUAUUUGUUGCUACACUCAUACGUUAUUAGCGCAUAGAAAAAUUUGAGGCAUUGCAAUUGCAUAGAGUUGAUUUGUGAGGGUUUGGGGAUUGAGAAGGACGCAUCUUUUUGUUAAUGGUUUGGUUGAAGCAAUUUGUUUUCUCUGUAAGAUUUGGUUUAGAAGACAUACAGAUGGAGAGAGAGAAAAAAACAUGGUUUCAAUCAAA